UUCUGAGAACCCAAUGUAAUGUGUUCACUGAGCAAACCUGUUUUUCUUUUCAUUUCAGUUGGAAAAACAUCCUUGAUCACCAGAUUCAUGUAUGACAGUUUUGACAACACCUAUCAGGCAACAAUUGGCAUCGACUUUUUAUCAAAAACAAUGUACUUGGAGGAUCGAACAAUCAGGCUUCAGCUGUGGGAUACUGCGGGUCAGGAACGUUUCCGUAGCCUCAUUCCCAGUUACAUCCGUGACUCUGCUGCAGCUGUAGUAGUUUACGAUAUUACAAAUGUUAACUCAUUCCAACAAACUACAAAAUGGAUUGAUGAUGUCAGAACAGAAAGAGGAAGUGAUGUUAUCAUCAUGCUAGUAGGAAAUAAAACAGAUCUUGCUGACAAGAGGCAAGUGUCAAUUGAGGAGGGAGAGAGGAAAGCCAAAGAGCUGAAUGUUAUGUUUAUUGAAACUAGUGCAAAAGCAGGAUACAAUGUAAAGCAGCUCUUUCGACGUGUAGCAGCAGCUUUGCCUGGAAUGGAAAGCACACAGGACAGAAGCAGAGAAGACAUGAUUGACAUAAAACUGGAAAAGCCUCAGGAGCAACCAGUCAAUGAAGGAGGCUGUUCCUGCUAAUCUCCCAUGUCAUCUCAACCCUUCUUCAGAAGCUCACUGCUUUGGCCCCCUUACUCUUUCAUUGACUGCAGUGUGAAUAUUGGCUUGAACCUUUUCCCUUCAGUAAUAACGUAUUGCAAUUCAUCAUCGCUGCCUGUCUCGUGGAGAUGAUCUUUUAGCUUCACAAGCACAAAAAAAGUCAGUGUCUUCAUUAUUUAUAUUUUACAAAAAGCCAAAAUAUUACAACAUAUUCCAGUGAUAACUUUAAAAAUUAGAUACAUUUUCUUAACAUUUUUUCCUUUUUAAUGUUAUGAUAAUGUACUUCGAAAUGAUGGAAAUCUCAACAGUGUGAGUAUGGCUUGGUUAGUAAGCAGUAUAUUCACAGCCUACUUGAUCUCUCCUUGCUCUUCUUAUGUCUCUCUUACCCCCUUUCCCUGUAUCUUACCUAGCCUCCCCCACUUCCUCAAAACAAACGAGAUGGCAAAGCAGCAGUCAGACCAAGCCCAUUGGAAUUAUCCUUUAAUUUUACAGAUACCACUUGCUGUAGGCCAUGGGCCAAGAUGUCCAAAAUUAUUCUUGAGCACUGAUACGAAUUACUUAGAUCUUCUUUGGGAUCAGAAUUCAGCUAUCGUAGUAGGCAGUGCGUGAAUGAGAAAAGGGUCCUGGUGCAACUUCAAAAUGAGUCCUAAAGAACAUACUGAGUACUUGUAAGUAGAAGAACAUAAAAUGUAUUUCUGACUAAAACAAAUGGCCCUUUCACAUGUGCUUUAUUAGACUCUGGGAGAGAAAAGUAACCUAGUGCUUCAGAACAGGUUUUUAGUGUUCUUCGUGGUAAAAUAAUGAAAUUCUAAUGAACUGUUUCUCCCAAGGUUUUAAAAUGUUAAGAGUUAUUCUGUUUGUUUAAAAAAUAAUAACAAACUUAAGCAAUAGAUUUUGCUUGUGUUUUCUUUAAAAAAAAAAUAUAUAUACUAUGUAGGCAAAGCACUGUAAAAGUUCAGUUCCUUUCAGAAGAACCAGUGGAAGAAUUUAAAUUUGGCACUAUGAUCAAAACUACUAAAUUAGUAGAAGUAACGGUAUCUAAAGCUUACCAACAAAAGAACCCUCAGGAGAAUAGCAAAAACUUUGCUCAGGACAUUUGAGGUCAAAAUGAAGAUGGAAGCCGUUUUCUUCUAAGCCCCUAGAGGCAGAUCAGGUAAAGCAUGCAUAGUAGAGGGAAAGGAGAGAAUGGAAAUAAAACUCAAUGUUAUGCAGAUUUAUGCCUUAUUUUUUAGCAUUUUUUAAUGUUGGGUCUUUCAGGCUGGUUUUGGUUUGUAUUAGAACUAUAUAGUUUAAUUAACUAGUGAUUUAGUUUUAUAUUCAAGCUACAAUUAAUCGUUUUUCUUUGGUGAUAUUUAUUUCUUUGCCUUUUUUUUUUUUUUAACAACUUUCAAUUUUUAGAUGUUUUGUUGAAUCUAUUUAGAGCUUCACCAUGGCAAUAUGUAUUUCCCUUAAAACACUGCAAACAAAUAUACUAGGAGUGUGCCCUUUUAAUCUUUACUAGUUAUUGUGAGAUUGCUGUGUAAGCUAAUAAACACAUUUGUAAAUACAUUGUUUGCAGGAAGAAAACUUCUGAGUUACAGCUCAGGAAAAGCCUGCUGAAUUUAUGUUGUAAGCAUUACUUAACACAGUAUAAAGAUAAAAAGACAACAAAAAUACCUUCAUACUUCCUUAUCCCCUCAUUGCAACAAAACCUUAAACUGGGAGAACCUUAGUCCCCUUUCUUUCCUCUUCCUCCUCCACUUCCCACUUAUUGUCACCUUGUAAUAUUCAAAGAGCACUUGGAUUAUGGAUCUGAAUAGAGAAAUGCUUACAGAUAAUCAUUAGCCCACAUACCAGUAACUUAUACUUAAAGAUGGGAUGGAGUUGUAAAGUGCUUUUAUAAUACAAUAUAAUUGUUAAAAGCAAGGGUUGACUCUUUGUUUUAUUUUGACAUGGCAUGUCCUGAAAUAAAUAUUGAUUCAAUAUGGUAGAUGGGUCAUAUUCUUUAUUUGGAAGAAGUUGUGACUUCUGACAUGGGGGUGAUUGUCUUCCUACACUGUUGCAUUUGAUUCUUUUUAUGUAUUUUUAAGAAAAUAACCAGUUAUGCUGCUUUUAACAUUGGUCUUUUUAUUUGGCUUGGAGUUCUUCAAAGCAGUCAAGUGUGUUCAUAGUCCAGAUUUUUUUUUUUUAAAUAAACACAAUUUUGCUGCCAAAAAUAUAUAAAUAAAACACGAAAGAAAA
Messenger RNA from Cebus imitator (Panamanian white-faced capuchin), 2853 nucleotides. It is a transcript of the gene RAB6A, whose product is annotated as RAB6A, member RAS oncogene family. The record is from RefSeq and is a predicted model, not a curated record. The transcript has 7 exons. Bases 19 to 615 code for a protein of 198 amino acids. Lineage: Eukaryota; Metazoa; Chordata; Mammalia; Primates; Cebidae. Gene Ontology annotation, molecular function: GTPase activity; GTP binding.